GUUUUUUGUGGCAGAAGGAGAAUACUGACCUGAGAUGGAGGUCAAAACAUCAUUGAGCAAAGCCAGUAGGAUUCCUGAAAGUGUAUCCACGUUAAUUAAUGAAGAAUUUGUCCUGGUUCAUCAGCAAUCUGAGGACACCUCUAGAAAAGAUGAAAAACCUCAGCUAAAGGUAUUUUCAAAUGGAGAUGAUCAGCUGGAGAAGGCAAUGGAGGAGAUACUGCGGGAUUCUGAGAAAGACCAGAACAAUGUUACUGCUCUCCAAGAAGGUUUCAGCGAUGCAGGCAGCCAGGCAGCUGCAGAUGAGUCAGCAGGUCAAACAAAUCAGCCAUCUUUGCACCUUGUUUUAGACCCUUCCACUACAGAAAUCUCUGCACCAAGGCCAUCUUCUCCCAGUGAACCCCCGGAAGAGGACAGCGUGUUGUUUAACAAACUGACUUACUUGGGCUGCACGAAGGUGUCUGCCCCUCGAAACGAACCGGAAGCUCUACAGGCCAUGGCAAACAUGAAAUCCUCAAGUCAAGCCCCUUUACCUGUAACGCUUUAUGUUCCAAACAUUCCAGAAGGCUCUGUAAGAAUAAUAGAUCAGUCGAGCAGUGUGGAGAUCGCCUCAUUUCCAAUCUAUAAGGUGUUGUUUUGUGUCCGUGGACAAAACGGGACUUCAGAGAGUGACUGUUUUGCAUUUACUGAAAGCAGCUGUGGAACGGAAGAGUUCCAGAUUCACGUUUUCUCCUGUGAGAUUAAAGAGGCAGUCAGCCGAAUUUUAUAUAGUUUCUCAACAGCAUUCAAACGUUCUUCCAAACAAGCAUCUGAUCACGUUAAGGAUUUUGUUCUUCCUACUCCCGAUAGCGAUGUGUACACUUUCAGUGUUUCCUUAGAAGUCAAAGAAGACGAUGGAAAAGGAAAUUUUAGCCCUGUGCCAAAGGAUAGAGAGAAGUUGUAUUUCAAGCUAAAACAGGGAAUUGAGAAGAAAGUGGUGAUUACAGUUCAGCAACUCUCGAACAAAGAACUGGCCAUUGAAAGGUGCUUUGGGAUGCUACUAAGCCCUGGACGAAACGUGAAGAACAGUGACAUGCAUUUGCUAGACAUGGUAAUACUUGGCUCUAAUCUUUCUGAUGGGAAGGCUUAUGUGAUUACUGGAAUGUGGAAUCCUAACGCGCCCAUGUUUCUAGUACUUAAUGAGGAAACUCCUAAAGAUAAGCGUGUAUUCAUGACUGUGGCAGUGGAUAUGGUUGUUACUGAAGUGGUAGAGCCAGUGCGCUUUUUGCUGGAGACUGUCGUGCGUGUGUAUCCUGCCAAUGAACGCUUCUGGUACUUCAGCAGAAAAACCUUCACAGAAACUUUUUAUAUGAAGUUAAAACAGUCUGAAGGAAAAAGCCACACAAGUGCUGGGGAUGCAAUUUAUGAAGUUGUCAGUCUGCAAAGAGAAUCUGCAAGAGAGGAAGAAUUGGUCAGCCCAGCAAGUGGAGGAGGGCCUGUGUCAUCCCAGGAGGAUGAGGCAGAAGAAGAGAGUGAUAAUGAGCUCUCCAGUGGCACUGGUGAUGUGUCAAAGGAUUGUCCUGAGAAGAUUUUGUAUUCCUGGGGAGAAUUACUGGGAAGAUGGCACAACAACCUUGUUGUGAGGCCCAACGGGUUAUCCACUCUGGUGAAGAGCGGGGUUCCAGAGGCGCUGAGGGCAGAGGUCUGGCAGUUGCUGGCAGGGUGCCACGACAACCAGGCGAUGCUGGAUAAGUACAGAGUGCUCAUCACGAUG
Messenger RNA from Mesitornis unicolor (brown roatelo), 1750 nucleotides. Its product is annotated as rab GTPase-activating protein 1-like. The record is from RefSeq and is a predicted model, not a curated record. The annotation marks the transcript as partial. The transcript is spliced from 12 exons. Lineage: Eukaryota; Metazoa; Chordata; Aves; Mesitornithiformes; Mesitornithidae.